Messenger RNA from Drechmeria coniospora, 2034 nucleotides. Its product is annotated as RING-12 protein. Bases 1 to 2034 code for a protein of 677 amino acids. The transcript has 3 exons. NCBI's taxonomy places the organism in Eukaryota, Fungi, Ascomycota, Sordariomycetes, Hypocreales, Ophiocordycipitaceae. The record is from RefSeq and is a predicted model, not a curated record. Gene Ontology annotation, molecular function: ubiquitin protein ligase activity. Gene Ontology annotation, cellular component: HULC complex; nucleus.
AUGGAGGACAGGAAGAGACCUGCCAUCGGCAGCACUGACGAUCUGGCACCUCCCAGCAAGAGAGUGGCCGUCAACGGUGCCAAGGUCAAAGACGACUCUUCCGAAAUGAAGGAGGAAGGUUGGAUCGAGGCGUAUUCCAAAGGCGCCAUAUAUCGCCAGAUGCAGGAGUAUAGUCGCAAGGCAGCUACUGCGGAAUCGCGUUUAGAAGAGCUCCAUAAACGUUGUGUGCAUCACGAUGAUCACUUAAGGGUCAUUGAUGCAUGGUGGCGCCAGCGCGGUCAGCUCAGUCCCGACGCAGCUGCAUUAGAAGGCAAAGUAACCACUCUACUGGCUGCGCAGAAGGACUACCUUCUCAAACUGGAUCGCUUGAACGUUGAAAAGGAAAAUCUUUCCGAGGAGCUCAAUGCCGCCACCCUCCGAUACUUCAAGGCCGAGAAGAAGCUGGACCGUGCCAAGAGCGCUCAGGUGCAGAAAUUGGAGCAGAAGGCAUUUGCCAAUGCCACGCGACCACCCGCUGCAUCUAGCGAAGGCAUCGUCGAGGCUGCCGAUGCCAAUGGGAAUACCGACGAUCUGCUGCUGAAAUUCGACGAAGCGACGGCUGCUGCGGCAAAGCAAAAGGAGCAGCUGGACGGAAUCCUAUCCGAGGUGAAGACACUGCAAGACGAAAACUUAUCUCUCAAGGCUCGCCGGGAGCUGUGGACGGACGAGGAUUUUGUUCGCUCCGAUGUGUUCAAACAAUUCAAGGGCCAAAACGAAGAUCUCAUCAAGCGAAUAAACAAUCUGGAGGCGACAAACAAGCAGUUGCGAGAAGAAGCAGAAAAGCUGCAGGCCGAGCGGUCUGCGUUCAAGGCCCAGUUGGAGGCGGAUGCGAACCAAGUCACGCAGGAACUGGAGGCUGACAUCGUUGCGAGAGAUCAAGACCUUGCCCGGGUCCGAUCGACCCGAGACGAAAUUUUGGCCGACAACUCUCAGCGGAAAGCGAGCAUGGAGCAAGACAAGACGGCUUUGGAUCAUAUUCGAGAUCUUGUCAAUGCCAAGGAUGAUCGUAUCGUCGCCCUCGAAUCCGAAAUUGUGCGACUGAAGCCGGUCGAGGACAAGGAUAUGGCUUCGCCAGAAGCCCCUGAGAUGUCGGAGGAAGAACUUCGACAAAAGUACAAGAAACUGCUCAAGGAUUUCCAAUCUAUCAACGAGCAAUUGCCAUCUAUCGAGAAAUCUUACAAGAGGAUGAAGGACAUGGCUCAGAUAAAGAUUAUGGAUUUUGCUGCCCUGGAAGAGAAGGUCGCGCUUCUGAUUGCUGAAAAGGGCAAAGCCGACCAGAAGUAUUUUGCUGCCCGAAAGGAUGCCGACACGCGAAACAACGAGAUUCGAUCGUUGAGACAUCAGAACAGCAAGAGCUCGGAGAUUAUUGCGCAACUCAAGGCGCUGGAGGUGCAGAACCGGACACUGCUCGUCAAUUUAGAGAAGCAGUUGUCGGACCUGAAGCAAGCCAACUCUGUGCUUGCCCUGGAGAACAAAAAGCUGGACAUCGCAGCAACGGAAGCCGCGAGACGGGCCGACUCUCUGACUCGUCAGAUUGAAGAUCUCUCCAACUUGGUGAAGUCCCGAGACGCAGCAUCUGCGGUUGUGAGGGAGCGAAACACGAUGCAGGAGGCCGAGGUUGAGAAGCUCAGGGUCCGGGUCGAGCACGCGCAGAAGGAUCGAGACAAUUGGAGAAACAAGGCGUUAAGCAAUUCAUCGGAAGAAGAAGAGAUGCUACGGGUGAGCCGACCAAGUUUCUGCCCGUCCGUUGCGAUGGGGGCUAACGAACCGGAUGCAGACUUUUGCGUUGUGCACGAUUUGCCGCAACAACUUCAAGAACACGGCUCUGAAGACGUGUGGACACCUCUUUUGCAACAAAUGUGUGGAGGAUCGCAUCAGCAACCGGAUGCGCAAGUGUCCGACCUGCUCGCGCGCAUUCGACAAGAUGGACGUCAUGCCUGUUCAUCACUAAUACCUCUUGCACAACAAUGCUUCAACGUUCUGCUUGGCUAUUGA